Messenger RNA from Hydractinia symbiolongicarpus, 4604 nucleotides. Its product is annotated as putative ankyrin repeat protein RF_0381. Gene Ontology annotation, molecular function: protein binding. Bases 1815 to 4250 code for a protein of 811 amino acids. The transcript has a single exon. The record is from RefSeq and is a predicted model, not a curated record. Lineage: Eukaryota; Metazoa; Cnidaria; Hydrozoa; Anthoathecata; Hydractiniidae.
AGUUUUUAUUUGAAAAAUCAUCGAUUUGCUCUGCGCGAGGUAGUCGUUAAAUCCAUGCGUACGAAGUAGUGUCAUGUUGGUUUACUCUUUCGUAGCGGCAGCGGUCGUGGGGCCAUUUUCAACACGCUGGAUUCGAAUAAUUGCAAUUGCUCUAUUCACUGGGUUAAAAUAUCUCUAUUAUUUAGUCGCGAAAACAAAAAGCUGUUAUUGCGCUGCUCUUCUGAUGUAAACUUCCGGAAGAAGACCAUAUUUUUUAGCUGUUGUUAUUGAAGCGUGAGCCUUAGUUAAGAUGGAGAACGAAGUUGUUGUUGCAUUAAUGAGGUUUCAAUUUUUCUUAAGCAAAGAUGAAGUGACGUGAAAAAGCCUUUUUAAAAUUAACAAUUCUAGGAUGGCUUAAAAGGAACUAUGUUAAAUUGCUUUUAUGUUACAAUUUAGAGAGUUUUUCACGGGAAACUUUUGUCUUAUUCAGCAAAACAAACGAACAUAAGUAACAAAACCAAUUUUUAUUAUAAUGCAUAUAUAGCUAUGUAUUUAAGAAUCGUAGCUACCUUAAAGGGAAGAAAAGUUUGCGCAAGUAAAGAUUGCAGAAUUAAAGAUUGUGAACUUAUAGUGAAAAAAAUCGCAAAUUCCGAAACUAAUGAUUGAUGUCGUCAAUGCAGUUAUUUUAAAAUUUCCGAAUUAGCGAAUAUAUUUCGAAUGUGAAAUUGAGAAGAUUGAAAACAUUGGAUAGUUGAAUUUCUUUAAACAACUACAACAGUGAUUACUGCAUUGUAAAUGGUGUUCUUCGUAGAAGCAAUGAGUUCCAUUUUAUUUUUAUAUCGUGAAAUUUUGGGAAAAAUUUACCUCGUUCGAUUUUUGAAAUUUUUAAAAUCCCCCUCGUUUCAAAUAAGGAGAUUUCUAAAACUUUAAAAAUCGAACAAAGUGAAAUUAUCCCGUUUUCCCCUCCUAAACAUGUGAUUACUAGUACAAAUCGCGGAAUUAAAGAUUGCGAAUCUGAGAUUUUAUCAAAAAAUUCCGAAUUGAAGCAAUGACCCAUGAUUUUUUUUGAUGAAAUGCAUUUCAAUCUCAUUCAAAUCAAAAAAGCCAUGAUGGAUGUCUUUUGAAAUAAACUUUUGAAUAAUUAUUCCUGCCCGACUAAACGCCCAUGGUAAAAACAUUUUUCAAGUAAAUGUCUGAGGGCGUUAAAUCGGUUAUUUACAUCUCUACAUGAUACGCUCCUCCGGUUACCAUUAUUACAACUUGUGAAGUAUACAAGACACUUCUCUUUGUGGUGGACUAAACAAAAGAAUCUGGGAACGAAGAAGCCUCAGUGUUUUUUAAUACCACAAGAAAAAAAUAUAGAAACAUGUGUUUUUAUCUUACAGUCGUAAUAAUUUUGCGGUUGUUCUGAUAUAGAAUCUUGAAUGAAGUAAAAUCUAAAAUUUAUAAAGUUAUAGAAAAUUAAUUGAAAAAAUUUUUUAUAAAAAAUUAACCAAGGAUUUAAAUAUAGAACACCAUGGCAAAAAUUAUUUUAAGUAUUCACUGGAACAAAACAAAACAAAAAGGAUGAAUGACUUGAAAGAAGGAUAUCAAACAAGAAUAUAGUGGAAGAAGAAGCAGAUCCAACAGAAUGUCAAAAUAAAAAAGUCACUGAACAUGAUGUGUUGUUGAGAAAUGUUAUACAAGCACUGAGAACGUCCACACUGUGUUGUUGUUAAAGAAAUUUGGAAAAGCGCGCAAAAUCAUUUUAAUUUGGUAUUCUAGUGACGUAUCCCGGAGGAAGAACCAAAGUUAAGUAAAAUUGGAAGUUGUUUUCGGUUGUACUUCGAGAAAAUAUGAAACAAAGCAAAAGAAGUAAAAGAUACAGAAAACAAAUUGAUGUGAAAGAAGAUGAUUAUGAAGAAAAUCACUCUCAAAAUAACGCUGACCAUGGGAUGACAAAACACAGAGUGAUUAGCCACUACCACAACCCGUCAUUCAACCACCACCAGAACGCCAGAAGUGAAAGCAAGGACAACAUAAAUGCAAAGCGGCAUUAUUCCACCCAACAACCGCGCAGUCACCGUCAUCACCAUCAUCAUCAUCUCAGAAAAGCAAGUACCCAGCAUGAUCAUGCACACCAUCACCAUCAUCACCGGUACGAUGUAAAUAACAACAACAACAACAACGACAACAACAACAACGACAACAACAAUAACAACAACGAUAAUAACAACGAUAAUAAUAAAAACAACAACAUUCUCACUCCCACAGAAUAUCAGAUAUUAGAUAUUUUUGAUCUACCACCAAUCAAGGCAACUGUCGAAGAAGCAAAGCCGAGUAAGCACGCGAAAAAAGUUCAAAAAGAAACGUUUUACCGCUCUGUAAAACAACCAAAACGCGAACAACACACGGUAAAUUCACACAGGAGUCAACAUGCGUCGUCGCAAGAUGAAACACGCGGGGAACACAUAUCGCACGCGCCUGAAGAGCUAUGUCAACCUCAUGUUCAAGUUAUUAGUUCAAGUCUAAGCAAUAUUAAGGAAAUAAACAUAGACAAUAAAACAGAGGAAACGAAUAAUGAACCGCACACAGAGCGAGUCAAAUUACGAAAGAAACACGAGAAACGAAAUACGCCGAGAAAUAGCGAUGGUAAAAUUCGUAAAAGAUUACCACCCCUUGCCUUUCCUGAAUAUAAUAUUUCAAGUGCGGAAAAACGUUUGUCUCUCCAAGAACCUAAAAGCGCGCGAACUAAGAAAGUUCAUAGAAGUACAACACUGUAUUGGGAAGAACUACCAAAGGGGCACACAAGUGCCGACAAUAUCAUUUAUGCUGUCGGAAAAGAAGCGCAAAUACAAAGUCGAUACACUGAAACAAUUAUUCACAGUGCUUCAACGAAUGGCCAGUUAGAUAUCGUGAAGUUUUAUGUCGAGAAAAACAAAUAUUUGAAUGAACAAAAUGGCUACCUAAACACUGCUUUACACUGCGCUACGUUCCAUAAACAUUUGGAUAUUAUUGAUGUGUUGUUAGAGAGUGAAGCAGAGAUGAAUUUACAAAAUGUUGAAGGGGAUACAGUGCUUCACCUCGCCGUCGAUAAAGAACUAACAGAAGUUGUGAGAAGAUUUCUUGAACGAGGUUGCAACGUGAAUUUGCAAAAUGAGAACGGAGAAACACCAUUACACAUUGCCGUCCACCGUAAAAAUGACGACGUCGUUAAGCUGUUACUUCAAAAUGGCGCAGAUAUGACAAUAACAAAUCACCAUGGUAACACAGCGCUUCAUAGUUCUGUACAUUUUUUUGCGUUGAUGGAAACUAUUAAUACACUUGUGGACGCACUUACGAAACAAGAAAAGGAAAAACAUGGAUGCACUCACGACGAAGAAUAUAGUAGUACGCAUAAUAAAGAAAUUGAUUUUUUUGAUGAAACAGACGGCUGUCGGAAUGCGAACUUAAAUUUUCAAGUAGAAGACACUAACAUGAUAGAAAGACCUGUUUUGACAAUAGAAGAUGACAAAGAAAUAGUGCAUAAGCACAGUGGAGAACAACAAAUCAAAAACAAGAAUGAAGAAGAGCUGAAUUUGAUAAACCUGACAAAUGCGAGUGGAGACACUGUACUACACAGAGCAGCUAAGUACUGCACAAGUGAAAUAAUUGAAAGCAUUCUUCAAUCAGAACAGAUUGAUUUGUUGCAAAAGAAUAAAAAAGGCAACACCGCUCUUCAUUGUGCAGCUACGCUCCCUAACGUGGAAACUGUGAAACUGCUUGUAAAUAGAGACAAACGUUUGCUCGAUGUUACAAACGGGUUGGGUAACACAGCUUUGCAUUGCGCCAUUGAAAGAGGUCAUGUUGAAACAGUUGAAUUUUUGUUGGGUUCAGCAGCAAGAAGUGAUAUCAAAAACUAUGCUGGUAACACAGCAGUUCAUGCCGCUAUUCUCAACGAGCAACACACAAUACUUAAUGUCCUUUUUCAACACGAUGCUAGAUUGGAUGCAGCAAAUUGUGAAAAUGAAUUACCAAUACAUACUGCAUUCAAGAAAAGAAAUGUUGAUAUAUUUAAAUGCGUACUCGGUAAAAGCAAAAAUUAUAUCAACGACUUCUACAAUCAAGACGGCACUUUACUUCACAUGACGUUUAAGAAUACUUUUACUGCCGAUAAAAAUGACGUCUUUCUUGAAAUGUUGAUUCAUAAUUUCGCUGACGUUAACAUCCAAGACAACGACGGCCAACACACCACUGCAUCUGGCGAUAAAAAAACGUCGAAAAAAAGCGAGCGAACUUCUUGUUAUGGUUGAUGGGGUAAAUUUAGAAGUUAGAAACAACGAGGGACAUACCGCUCUCCAUCUUCUUGCGCAAUUUAAUGAAAUAGAUUUAUUCAGUAAAAUGAGGAUAACAAAAAAAGAAUUGGACGUUACCAACAACAACGGAGAGACAGCUUUGAACAUUGCUAUCAGACACAACUAUAGUGAUUUAUCUAUCUUGCUUUUAAAGAUAGCCUGGGACCUAGAUUUUAGUCUGUAGAAAGACUGACAUAUGUGUAAAAUAAUUAUAUCAUCAGCUUUUUUAAACAAGAAAGAACAUUCUGUUUAAACUACUCUGGUUUUAACGCACAUUUCUUACAAGGUUCUUUUGCAACUUCGUCUCCAGCG